UGUUUGCCGCUGACGCCACUCCCAUUGCGCCGGGAAUUGCCCUUGUCUUGCAAUAUUUGCAAUUUAACGCCAAAAAUCAACGAAAAUGCCGAACCCUAAGGUUUUCUUCGACAUGGCUGCCGAUGGUGCUCCGUUGGGACGCAUCGUAAUGGAGCUCCGGUCUGACGUGGUGCCCAAGACGGCCGAAAACUUCCGCGCCCUCUGCACUGGCGAGAAGGGCUUCGGCUUCAAGGGCUGCUCCUUCCACCGUGUCAUCCCCGACUUCAUGUGCCAGGGCGGCGACUUCACCAACCACAACGGCACCGGCGGCAAGUCCAUCUACGGGACCAAGUUCGAGGACGAGAACUUCACCCUGAAGCACACCGGACCCGGCAUCCUCUCCAUGGCCAACGCCGGCCCCAACACCAACGGCAGCCAGUUCUUCCUCUGCACGGUGAAGACGUCCUGGCUGGACGGCAAGCACGUGGUGUUCGGCUCCGUCUCCGAGGGCAUGGACGUCGUCAAGAAGAUCGAGAGCUACGGCUCCCGCGACGGCAAGACGACGAAGAAGAUCGUGAUCCAGGACUGCGGCCAGUUGUAAUGGCCGUCCGCCUGGCGUGUUGCGCUCUGUGGCGGCGCGCCGCCCGCUCUCUGGCGCGCCGUCCGGCCGGCGGGCCCGCUCAUCCGUCAUUGGUUUGGCCCGGCGCGGCGUGUGACGCCGUCCUCAGUCGGCCCUCCUGGUCCCGUGCUCGCCCCCCGCCGUGCCUAGCACCGGCGCCAGUCAGGCGGCCGCGCCAGCCGUGGCGCCGCCGCAGUGGCGUCUGUUCCGCUCUCCUGUUGUUUCGGCGCCGCCGGCCGCCGCCAGUUUGUGUUGCCCGCCGGCCGACUGUCUGACCCUCUGCUCUCGUUACUCAAGCAUUCCACGCUCCGGCGCGGCUUAACGGCCGCCGUAGACACGCAGCGUAGGACUUCGUUUAGGGUGUACUAAUCGGCCUAUUCGGAAAUAAACACUGCUUGCCUUCCUC
Messenger RNA from Pollicipes pollicipes, 1004 nucleotides. RefSeq names its product peptidyl-prolyl cis-trans isomerase. Bases 86 to 580 code for a protein of 164 amino acids. Lineage: Eukaryota; Metazoa; Arthropoda; Thecostraca; Pollicipedomorpha; Pollicipedidae. The record is from RefSeq and is a predicted model, not a curated record. Gene Ontology annotation, cellular component: cytoplasm. The transcript is spliced from 5 exons. Gene Ontology annotation, biological process: protein peptidyl-prolyl isomerization; protein folding. Gene Ontology annotation, molecular function: cyclosporin A binding; peptidyl-prolyl cis-trans isomerase activity.